Molecule: messenger RNA, 306 nt
Organism: Lasiodiplodia theobromae
Lineage: Eukaryota; Fungi; Ascomycota; Dothideomycetes; Botryosphaeriales; Botryosphaeriaceae
Exons: 2
Coding region: 1-306 (101 amino acids)
Source: RefSeq, a predicted model, not a curated record
AUGUCCAAGUACGAGAACCAAGACAUCCCCGCCGGCGUCGUCCGCGACAACGACUAUGCUAGCCGUAGCGGCCAGUCACAGAUCCCUGUCCAGAAGGACGAAGCGCCCAUCGAGGACCCCAUUGACCCCGCGACCGCUGACACUGACGAGCAGCUGGCUCGCGAUGAUAAAGAAGCCAUUAACGAGGAAAAUAUUGUUCCAGGCCGCACACGUGGUGCCACCAAGAAGGCAGGCACUUACGCGGAGCCUGGUGAUGAGGAGGGUAUUCCCGGGCCGGAGGAUGGAAGAAGUGCCAUCCGCCAGUAA